AAUUUACAAAAACCGAUAACAGGGUGCUAAAGUAGUGGAUGAAGCUGGAACCCCAGUUUAAAAAAUUAGGGCUUCCUCUCUCUCUCUCUCUCUCUCUCUCUCUCUCUCUCUCUCUCUCUCUCUUCUGAUCCUCAUAGUUAUCUUCUUCCACAGUGUGCGAUUAAUAAUUAGGGUUCGCUGAAGGAGAUUGCGCAAUUGCACAAUUGGGGUUAGGGUUUCACCUUUCAGAGGCUCGUGGCUCGCGACCCACGUCGAGGACUCAGGUAAGGACUGGAUUCGGGUUUCCGCUUAAUCGAGUUUCAUGAAAGUGGAGCUAUAUGGCAACCUAUACAGGAAAAGGAGCCCCUUCAAAUGGGUCUAUUUAUGUUUGCAACUUGCCUGAGGGGACUGAUGAAAAUAUGUUGGCUGAACAUUUUGGCACCAUUGGCUUGUUAAAGAAAGACAAGCGAACAGGUCGACCAAAAAUCUGGCUAUACCGAGACAAAUUAACCAACGAACCCAAGGGAGAUGCUACUGUAACAUAUGAAGAUCCACAUGCUGCAUCAGCGGCCGUUGAAUGGUUUAAUGACAAGGAAUUCCAUGGUAAUACCAUUGGGGUUUUUAUAGCUGAGUCCAAAAGCAAAGAUGAUCAAACUCAUAACACUCUGGUUGAUCCAAGUUUUGGCGAUGAUUUUGAUGGACCGGAGGAAGCUGCUCAGGAUACGAAUGGGGGAGGCGGCGGCGGUAGAGGUCGAGGUGAUGCUACUGGGAAAGCAUGGCAACAAGAAGGAGACUGGACGUGCCCGAAUACAAGCUGUGCCAAUGUGAAUUUUGCAUUUCGUGGUGUGUGCAAUCGCUGUGGAAGUGCUCGACCUACCGGUACUUCUGGUGGCGCAGGGGGUGGUGGUCGUGGCAGGGGUCGUGGCGUUGAUGCUGGGGGCCGUGGUGGUCCUGUUGGUGCUCCUACAGGUGGACUCUUUGGUCCAAAUGACUGGCCUUGUCCAAUGUGUGCCAACAUCAAUUGGGCAAAGCGUACAAAAUGCAAUAUAUGCAACACAAAUAAACCUGGUCACAAUGAAGGGGGUGUAAGGGGGGGACGUGGUGGUGGAUACAAGGAACUUGAUGAAGAAGAAUUAGAAGAAAUCAAGCGACGUAGACGGGAGGCAGAACAAGAUGAUGGAGAGAUGUAUGAUGAGUUUGGCAACCUCAAGAAAAAAUUUCGUGCUAAAACACAUCCAACUGAAACUGGACGAGCUCUUCCAGGCGCUGGACGUGCUGGGUGGGAGGUGGAGGAAAUAGGUGCUAUUGACAGAGAUGGCAGAGAGAGAAAUAGAGAGAGGGGAAGGGAACGCGAUGAUAGACCGAGCAGCAAGAACAGAGACAGAGAUGAUGGUUAUAGGCGUCGCAGUCGAAGUAGAGAAAGGGAUAGGGAUAGGGGGAGAGAUAGACCUCGAGACUAUGAUUAUGAUCGAGAAAAAGAAUACGGGAGGGAGAGGGAUCGAGACCGGGACCGGGACCGGCACAGGCACCGUUAUUGAAGGUUACGGGAUAGUUUCCAAGUUUUGGUUCUCCGCGGAACUGCAUUUGUGUUGAACUUUGUUUUACUUUGGCAUUUUAAGCUAGUCGAAUGGAGAAUACGUGUUUAUUUGCACUAUCAGAAUCUUGCUUUCAACAUUUUUAUUAAGUUAAGAAAUAUUAUUAAUUGUGUUAUGGGAA
Messenger RNA from Malus domestica (apple), 1695 nucleotides. RefSeq names its product transcription initiation factor TFIID subunit 15-like. The record is from RefSeq and is a predicted model, not a curated record. NCBI's taxonomy places the organism in Eukaryota, Viridiplantae, Streptophyta, Magnoliopsida, Rosales, Rosaceae. Gene Ontology annotation, molecular function: RNA binding.